AUGAGUGAGCCAGAGGCAGCAGCAGGACUCGACAUGGCGACUACAACGCCCUCUGGGAGGAUGGGGACUACAGAUCAUGGCGACUUUGUGGACUCGGAGGAUGAAUAUGAGUUCGACGAAGUGGCAGAAGACCCAGAACAGUAUGCCCGAGGCUCAUACUAUCCUACAUAUAUUGGAGAAACUCUUGCCGACAGGUAUCGCAUAGACCACAAGCUGGGUCAUGGUGGUUUCUCUGUUGUCUGGAUGGCUUAUGAUAUGCUCAGCAAGAAAGAUGUUGCCCUCAAGAUCAUGGUACCCGGAAAUGUUGGAGAGCAUGAGUACCAUAUUCAGGGCGAGAUCGCCAACGCUGUGUCAGAUACUUCUCGUCUUCUGCUAUGCCAAGACACCUUUGUUCUCUCGGGCCCGUGUGGCCAUCACCGAGUACUUGUUCUCCCGUUGCAGGGCCCAAAUCUCAGAGACCAUGUCCGAGAGAAACCAAUCGUUGCCCGGAUGCUGGCUGCAAAACAAUUGCUACAAGGCCUGGGAGCACUGCACGAAGGUGGAAUUAUACAUCGUGAUUUGAACAGUGCCAAUGUCAUGUUUGGAUUCAGACCACUCAAUAGUCAAGACAUCACCACCAAGUACCAACAUAUUGGACGUCCUCGGAAGAUGAUGGUGCCAUAUGUGCCAUGGAAGCCAUGCGAGUUGGUCAUGCCGAUGGCUCCGCAGAAAGAACUGAUAACGGAUGACAUUCACCUUGGAGAUUUCGGCAUGGCGAUUCGAGACGGCACACCGGUAGUACAGAAAGUGCAGUCACCUGCUAAAUACUGUGCUCCAGAACGGGUACACGGCAUGAAUCCAAGUUUCGCAUCUGAUAUGUGGAGCUAUAUGUGCCUAUUUGCCGAGUUGUAUGGGAAAUAUCCCCUCUUCUCGGGUUCAGCCAAUUCUACAGUCAUUUCAUUCAUUGUAGACACCCUUGGUCCACUUCCGGUACAAUGGAAAGGCUCAUAUGAGGCGGGUGGCUCAUGCAAUCCUGAGUGGUAUAGCCAACUUCGGAAGCCUAGCCCCUACCUCGGCCUCGAAAAUAAGAUACCAUUACUUCGGCCUGACAUUGAUGCAACCGAACUACAACUUGUGCUGGAUAUCUUGCGAUGGGGAUUUUCAUAUCUACCGGAGGACCGCCCAACCGCUGCACAACUGCUGGAAAGCAUCUUAUUCAAGGACCUGAUGGCUAUCUAUGGGCUAUAG
Molecule: messenger RNA, 1227 nt
Organism: Fusarium sp. VM40
Lineage: Eukaryota; Fungi; Ascomycota; Sordariomycetes; Hypocreales; Nectriaceae
Source: the annotation of a GenBank genome assembly